UUUCCAGUAUUGCCAACUGCGAAAUGAAGUUUAGACUUCCUGUUCUUUUCAGCCAAGUUCUCUUCGACGUAUGUUGUGUCGAUAAAUAAACUUUUGAGAAAAUGGUUCGCAUUAGUGUGCUGGCCGAUGCACUUAAAUGCAUCAACAACGCCGAGAAACGAGGCAAGCGGCAAGUCUUAAUUCGGCCAAACUCAAAAGUGGUGAUUAAAUUCCUUACCGUAAUGAUGAAGCAUGGAUACAUCGGUGAGUUCGAAAUCGUUGAUGACCACCGGUCUGGCAAGGUUGUUGUAAAUUUAACCGGUCGCCUCAACAAAGCCGGCAUCAUUUCGCCUCGCUUCGAUGUAAAAUUGAACGAUGUGGAACGGUGGACCAAUACGCUGCUGCCGUCCCGUCAGUUUGGCUACGUUGUGCUCACUACCAGUGGUGGUAUUAUGGAUCACGAGGAAGCCAGAAGGAAACAUCUUGGAGGCAAGAUUUUAGGUUACUUUUUCUAGAUUUUGUUGAACGACUAAAUAAUACGGAGUAAAAUCAACAAUUCCAAAACAUAAA
Malaya genurostris is the source of this 549-nucleotide messenger RNA. Its product is annotated as small ribosomal subunit protein uS8A. Gene Ontology annotation, molecular function: structural constituent of ribosome. Bases 102 to 494 code for a protein of 130 amino acids. Lineage: Eukaryota; Metazoa; Arthropoda; Insecta; Diptera; Culicidae. The transcript is spliced from 3 exons. The record is from RefSeq and is a predicted model, not a curated record. Gene Ontology annotation, cellular component: cytosolic small ribosomal subunit; ribosome. Gene Ontology annotation, biological process: translation.